AUGGGUGCCGUGGGCAGGGGGACAGGGGCGCGUUUGGGUAAGGGGUUCAGAACUUGGAGUGUGACCUACCUGGGUUCGAACGGAGCUCUGCUACUCGGUGGCUGCGACACUCCCACACACGUCCCUUCGGACCCUCGGUUUCCUUCUCUGUCCGCCCGCGGCGGUGCGAGGCGUCGAAGCGCCGCUCUUCACACCUGCGGCGCGGCGCACAGGAAGCUCCGAGGCCGGAAUGGGCGCCGCGUCGGCGCCCCGUCGGCGCCCCCUGUCGCACGGGGUGAGACGGGGCGGCGGGGCGGCCUCCGUCGGAGGCCCGCGGGGCGCACGCCGGCGUCGGGACGGCUCCCGACCAGCACGUGGCACGUUGUGUUUGCAGAAAGAAGAGCCCAGCAGCAAAAGGCUGAGGGUCGGGGCGCCCAGUUGUGGGAUCCAGCAAAGAAUGAAAAAUCGCAAGAACUUUUCCUGCAAGAGGUACGAAUGGGAGAACUUUGGUUAUCCAGAGGAGAGCAUCGAAUGGGGGUUGAACAUCUCAGCAAUGCCCUUUUGGUGUGUGGGCAACCGCGGGAACUUCUGAAAGUUUUCAAACAUACACUUCCUCCCAAGGUAUUUGAGAUGCUGUUGCACAGAAUUCCCCGUAUUUGCCAGCAAUUUGAGGCAGACAUGAAUGAACAGGAAUACUUGGAGGAUGAUCCUGAUUGA
Vicugna pacos (alpaca) is the source of this 696-nucleotide messenger RNA. The record is from RefSeq and is a predicted model, not a curated record. NCBI's taxonomy places the organism in Eukaryota, Metazoa, Chordata, Mammalia, Artiodactyla, Camelidae.